CGUUCACUUUUCUUCUUACAAUUCUGAAUCGAUUGCAAUAGACGAAUUCUGACCGAUCAAUUAAUCAGAUUAAAAAAACAAAUCUGUUAACGAUUAUACCAAAUAUUAAAUCAAAUACGAUAUUUUCAAUAAGGAUUUAGAGUUUAGAUUAUUAUUAUGAAUGGAAUAUUUACGAAAAGUAAAAGAAACAGUAGAAAAUAGAAUAUAAUCUUUAAACAAACACAUGUAACCUUAUAAUUAAAUAUAACCUUAUAAACAAACUUCGUUUGAGGUUGAAGCUGCAGACAUCGCCAUUUUAUCCAUUUUUACUAUGCAGGCUCGCAUAUUGUGUGUAUAUAUAGUGGAAAAUUACGAAGAUUUGAUGUUAUGUGUGAAUAUUGAUACCAUAGACUUCGAUAUUCUCUGAACACAUAUAAUGCCAUAUACUGAGGAUUAUAUAAAAAAUAAACUAAUCACAAAAUUGAGUGCUUCGCACGUGUGUGAACAUAAUAUCGUUAUUAAAGUACCGAUUGUACUUAAUUUAAUCCAUCAGUAUAAGAUAAUUUUGAAAAAAUGCUGCGUGGAUCUAUGCAAGUAGUUCUCAUCUUUAUUUUUGCACUCAUUUUAAGAUGGUGCGUUACUUAUCAUUCGUACAGUGGCCAAGAAAAACCUCCUAUGUAUGGAGAUUAUGAAGCUCAACGACAUUGGCAAGAAAUAACUCUAAAUUUGCCUGUCCUAAAAUGGUACGUCAAUAUGACGGACAAUGAUCUUGAAUAUUGGGGCUUAGACUAUCCUCCCUUGACUGCGUAUCAUAGUUUCUUAUUAGGUUAUAUCGCUAAUGCGACUAAUCCAUCGUAUGUCCAAUUACACAAAUCUAGAGGAAUAUCUUCUCCAGAUCAUAAAUAUUUCAUGAGAAUGACUGUUCUUUGUUCAGAUGCUAUGAUUUUUUUGCCAGCAAUGAUAUGGAGGUAACCGAUCAAUCUGAUGGUUGUGGUGCUAAGUUUUCUGUGGUUGUCGUUUCUAAUGUAUUUGAAGG
Molecule: messenger RNA, 1015 nt
Organism: Vespa velutina
Lineage: Eukaryota; Metazoa; Arthropoda; Insecta; Hymenoptera; Vespidae
Product: probable dolichyl pyrophosphate Man9GlcNAc2 alpha-1,3-glucosyltransferase
Exons: 3
Coding region: 553-951 (132 amino acids)
Biological process (GO): protein N-linked glycosylation; intracellular iron ion homeostasis
Cellular component (GO): nucleus; endoplasmic reticulum membrane; cytosol
Molecular function (GO): dolichyl pyrophosphate Man9GlcNAc2 alpha-1,3-glucosyltransferase activity; 2 iron, 2 sulfur cluster binding
Source: RefSeq, a predicted model, not a curated record